GAGAGAGAGGCGACGGAGACGGGGAGGGAGAAGAAGAGCGUGACUACUGCUAGCAGACUCUUCGUUUCCAGUGAAACGUCACAUCGGAGGAAAAUGGAUGUUCUCUUCGCACAGUCCGACCCACCACCGUCCCCACUUAGCUCUUCCAUUUAUCCGUCCUCCUCCUCCUCCGCUUCUUCUUCUUCUUCUUCGCCGCCGUCCGUCUCAGGAAGAUCCACCGGUUUCGCCGCCUCUUCGAUUGUUUCCGUGCCGCAGAGAUUUCUGGCCACGAUUCACUCCCUUAGGGUCCGGUACUUCCUCUUCGCCGCCGUCGCGGUGGUGAUGCUCCUGCUACCGCUGCUUUCCCUUGUCUCAGGUAACAGUCCAUGUUCAUCAUCUGGAGGGUGCCCAGCCGGCGCCAUCUCGAAUGCAAACCGGGCACUACUCUCUGGUCUUCCUCAUCGCAAGUUUCUCAUUAGACGCUCGCUGCUGGCGAAGGAGGAGCCCAACAGGAUGUGGGGAGAGAAGUGUACGACGGCAGACAUAGUGAUAAACCAGGGCCCAACUUCUCCUCUCCCUAACGGGACACCAACUUACACCGUAGAGAUAAUGAACGUCUGCGUCACCGGCUGCGACAUUUCCAGGAUCCACAUCACCUGCGGCUGGUUCAGCUCCGCCCGUCUCGUCAACCCCAAAGUCUUCAAGCGCGUCCGCUACAACGACUGCCUUGUCAACAAUGGCAAGCCUUUGCCCAACGGCGGCACCCUUUCCUUCGAGUACGCCAACACUUACUCCUACCCUCUCACCGUCUCUUCUGUGGUUUGCCGUUGAUCUCUUCUCUUCACCAACCGCUCGUCAAUUCCCAUCCAGAGCCCAGCACACAAGCAAUUCGAACACGUGACAAGAAAGAUUAAUUAGCUAUACAGAGACGAAACGUUUACAAAGAUUUUGUGGGGUUGCUUGCAGGGAACCCUUUUUCUCUUGGUUGUAUAGAGUACUUAAUAUGAUACGAGUGGGAAACAUAUAGUGUAGUCAAUAGUUGCGUUGGCUACGUUUUGUUUUCCCCUUUUUUGGCUUGGUAUCCGGAAGAGUAGCAUUUUGGAAUUGAGAGGUCAAAUUAUGAUAUAUCUUUGUUUGUGUUCUUCAAGCUGCACCA
This is a messenger RNA of Linum tenue, 1135 nucleotides long. The record is from the annotation of a GenBank genome assembly. Lineage: Eukaryota; Viridiplantae; Streptophyta; Magnoliopsida; Malpighiales; Linaceae.